Molecule: messenger RNA, 885 nt
Organism: Neopelma chrysocephalum (saffron-crested tyrant-manakin)
Lineage: Eukaryota; Metazoa; Chordata; Aves; Passeriformes; Pipridae
Product: heat shock factor protein 5-like
Exons: 3
Coding region: 57-707 (216 amino acids)
Biological process (GO): regulation of DNA-templated transcription
Molecular function (GO): DNA-binding transcription factor activity; sequence-specific DNA binding
Source: RefSeq, a predicted model, not a curated record
UUGCCGGGGCGUUGGGCGCCCGCCCUCGCGUGUCGCGACAGUUGCCGACAGGCGCGAUGGCGGAGCCGCUGCUGCCCGCUGGCUUCCGCUCCGGCUCCACCGCCCUCUGGCCCUGCCUGUUUCCCGCUGCCUCCCGGCCCUGCACCUUUCCCGCCAAGCUGUGGCUGCUGGUGAAUAACCCCCGCGUCCGCUCCGUGCGCUGGGAUGCCCGCGGCGAGGGGCUGUUCAUCGACCAGGCUCUCUUCGAGCGGGAGCUGCUGGGCGGGGGCCCCGGCGCUGCCGGGGAGGCGGAGGUCUUCAAAACCAAGAACUUCGGAAGCAUCAUCCGCCAGCUCAACCUGUACGGGUUCCACAAGCUGACGAUGGGGCCGGCUAGUCCCGCGCUGGGGCACAGGCUGGGGCCGGCCGCGGCGGGGGACAGUCCCGACAGCCCCGAUGGGCCCCGGCACCACUUCUGGAACCCCCACUUUCGUCACAACCGCCCCGACCUCCUGGUGAGGAUCAAGAGACUCACGAAGGCCAAUAAGGAGAAGCUGGACGCUGGCCUGAAAGUGCCCAGCCGCCUGCUCGACGACUUGCAGCACAUUGUUGGGAAGGGACUUGUUCCUGUCGCCCUCGACCCUCGGCGAGGCCAACGGGAGCGUGUGCCCAUAGACUACAGCACCAGCAGGGACCUAAAACUAAUAUACAUGCCAAAUUGUCGCUAGAUAAAAGGUGCAACAUGCAUCCUUCGCUGUGAGAAACUGUAUACAACAUAGAGAAGAAUGGAAAGGAGAAAGGAAGACUUUGAGAUCUACUUUAGGAAGACACUAGUUUUCAACGAACUCAAAACAAAUUCAGGAAAAAAAUUUAAAGAAAAGUCACGAGUUAAUAAAAAUGUUGCGU